AUGGAUCUGACCAACUCCACUAAUCACCUGGUCAAUGUCUCCACUUUAGUAAGAAACAGCACUCACCUUUCAGCUUCGGCCUCAAAAACCACUGUGAUCAUUGCCCUUCCUUUGUUCAUAUCAUUUAUAAUUGGUACCAUCACCAAUGGCCUCUAUCUAUGGGUGCUAAAAUUCAAAAUGAAAAAGACUGUCAAUACGCUCUUAUUUUUUCAUCUCAUUCUCUCAUAUUUUAUUUCAACAUUGAUACUGCCGUUUAUGGCCACGUCCUACCUUCAGGACAAUCACUGGAACUUUGGAACUGCCAUGUGUAAAGUGUUCAAUGGCACUUUGUCUCUGGGAAUGUUUGCCUCGGUUUUCUUUCUCUCCACCAUCAGUCUUGAUCGUUAUCUUCUCACUCUUCACCCGGUAUGGUCACAGCAGCACCGAACCCCACGCCGGGCUUCCACCAUCAUCCUGGGAGUCUGGAUCUCUGCCGCUGUCCUCAGCAUGCCCUUUUUGGUUUUCAGGGAGACACAUAAAGACCAUAAAGGAACAGUGAUCUGCCGAAAUAACUAUGCUAUAUCUACUAACUGGGAGAGCAAAGAGAUUCAAGCAUUGAGAAAAUGGAUCCAUGUCUCCUGUUUCAUCAGCCGCUUCUUGCUGGGCUUUCUUCUGCCUUUCUUCAUCAUCAUCUUUUGUUAUGGGAGAGUAGCCCACAAGAUAAAAGAGAGGGGCUUGGUUAAAUCUAGCAAGCCCUUCAAAGUCAUGAUGACUGCCAUUAUCUCAUUCUUUGUGUGUUGGAUACCCUACCAUGUAUUGCAGGGCUUAAUUCUCACUAAGAAUGAGUCACUACUUUUACAGUUAACUCUGAUACUAACAGUGAUAACCACUUCCUUCAAUACCAUCUUUUCUCCCACACUCUACCUAUUUAUUGGGGAGAACUUCAAAAAAGUUUUCAAGAAGUCCAUUCUUGUUCUGUUUGAGUCAACAUUCAGUGAAGAUUCUUCCACAGAAAGGACACAAAACAUAAAUUCAGGAGCUGGAAUUCAGACUUUGGAUACGGUGUCAAUUAUACCAUGA
Molecule: messenger RNA, 1059 nt
Organism: Orycteropus afer afer
Lineage: Eukaryota; Metazoa; Chordata; Mammalia; Tubulidentata; Orycteropodidae
Gene: GPR33
Product: G protein-coupled receptor 33
Exons: 1
Coding region: 1-1059 (352 amino acids)
Biological process (GO): phospholipase C-activating G protein-coupled receptor signaling pathway; complement receptor mediated signaling pathway; positive regulation of cytosolic calcium ion concentration
Cellular component (GO): plasma membrane
Molecular function (GO): complement receptor activity; G protein-coupled receptor activity
Source: RefSeq, a predicted model, not a curated record